Messenger RNA from Physcomitrium patens, 1920 nucleotides. The record is from RefSeq and is a predicted model, not a curated record. Lineage: Eukaryota; Viridiplantae; Streptophyta; Bryopsida; Funariales; Funariaceae.
GUUACUGAUUGGUUGGGUGUUCCUUGUAUAUUUUGAUAUUUCAUGGAUAUUUAGUAGGUUGGCUUACUGGGUGGUCUCCCACUCCAUGAGGUAUCAAAAAUGGAUGUUGUGUACAUUGUGUACUUUGCACGACUAGCUUGCGAAAUCUCUUGCGCAAUAACCAAUCCAGCUUUUUGUAGUGACCAAUCUCUGUGUCGAGGGAGAUCUCAGUUCUGCAUUUGAUACAUUUAAAUUCGACUAGUUGACGCUGCAUUUUAGGUCGUGUGGCGUCCCGCUGCACUCACCACAAACUAGUCCUUCGCGUGGAUUCUGCUGUACCAGUUUGACGAUCAUUCGAUGGCGAAGAUGAUGCACGCCCACCAGUACUCUAAAUAUCAUGGCGGCCCUUCUGCCCUCGAGGGUCAUAGAAGAUCCUCAGUUUGAUCCACCAUGGGAGCAAAAUCUAGUGAGUGGACCCGAAGGGUCUCAGACGAUGUACUAACACACUGCUGUAGCUAAGAAGAGAUAUUCAUACGCAGCAGAUUAAUUAAGAGUUUCGGAAGUGUUCUCGACCACUGAAGUUGAUUGUGCAGUAUGUAGAAGUGCCAGUGCCAACGCCCAAGAAAGGCGACAUGUUGGUGAAGGUGGAGGCCAGCAGUGUGAACAUUGUGGACUGGAGGAUUCAGGACGGCCUGCUGAAGUAUGUCCUUCCUCGCAAAUUCCCUCACAUUCCAGGCACUGAUAUAAGCGGUGAGGUGGUGAGCGUUGGAUCAGGAGUCGAGGGCUUCGCACCUGGCGACAAGAUUCUCAGCUGGAUCGAUUUACUGAGAGGAGGCGGAUUUGCUGAGUACGCUCUGGCUCCCGUAACAUCCACUGUGAAGCGGCCCCCAAGCAUUUCUGCUGUGGAUGCGGCCUCGUUGCCAGUGGCUGCAAUGACUGCCCUCCAAAGUGCCGUCCAUUUGAUUGGCCUUAAGCUAGACGGCUCAGGUCCUAAGUUGAACAUUCUCAUCACUGCGGCUUCGGGUGGGGUUGGCAUCUUCUGGACACAGAUUGCGAAGCUUUGUGGUUGUUUCGUCACAGCCACAUGUGGAGCGCGCAACAUGGAGCUUGUGAGAAGCUUGGGAGCCGACGAGGUGUUGGAUUACAAGACCCCCGAGGGGGCGAGCUUCAAGAGUCCCUCUGGGAAGAAGUACGACGUGGUGGUGCAAUUGGCACCUUACCGGCCACUGGAGGCCUUCAAGGCCCAGCUCACAAAACGAGGCACUGUCGUAGAUAUGACCCCCACCUUGAGGACUGUCCUCCGGAAUUGGUACAACAAGAUCACAUUCUCCAAGCAGAGCUUCUUGCCGUUUGUGCUUGAUGCAAAGAACACUACGGACUUGCAGUCGGUCACAGACUUGGUAGAGCAAGGGAAGCUGAAAGUCAUAGUGGACUCGACGUUCCCACUGGCCAAAGCCCCAGAUGCAUGGGCUCGGAGCAUCGAGGGUCAUUCCACAGGAAAAGUCGUUUUAAUCGUGUGACUGUUUGUUGCCAACUUUGAAACGAGUAAGGACUGUCUAGAUGAACCUGUGCACAGAGAAUAAGAGGCCAGGUUUUGUAUUAUCAGAAUUAUGCGCAUCAAGCGAUUGAGAAAUCUAGUAUGCAAAGUAAGGAUUAUACUGGUUUUUUAUGUUGAAGGAGAGUACCAUGAGGAUAUUGAACCAAAAUCACAUUGUUCUAAGAUCAGAUCGUAACUUCAACAGUGUAUACAUUAUGAUAUUAGCAUUGUAUAUGUACAUGCGGAGACGCUUAUCCACUUCCAAUGUAUAACGGUUAAGGGUAAGUCUAGCAAUUCUAUGAUCAAGAGGGAUUCUAGCUUAAAGAAUUAGUUGGUUCCUAUUUCAUCACCUACUUCCAUGUAAAAGCAAGUUGCACAAAGUAAAGUUUCAUAAUUUUAUCCAA